Molecule: messenger RNA, 1920 nt
Organism: Galleria mellonella (greater wax moth)
Lineage: Eukaryota; Metazoa; Arthropoda; Insecta; Lepidoptera; Pyralidae
Exons: 7
Coding region: 169-1377 (402 amino acids)
Source: RefSeq, a predicted model, not a curated record
AUCACCCACUUUAUAUAUACAUGAUUGAGAUGACCCCUCUCAUUUCUGGGCUAGACGUGUUAGCUUUGGUGGAAUCUCAAACAAAAUGUAUCACUUUUAAAUCAGGUACAACUUAUGAUCUCAGUGUUUAAAGAAAAGUUCUGAAGCCAAUUUGACAGCAGUUCAAAAAUGAUGGCAUAUAGAGGAUCUUUGGUUGUAAUCGCUGCAAUUCUUAUAACUGUUGCCGCAGUUUCACUAUACAAUGAAGAAAAUGAAAAAGAACAAUAUAAAGAUGACCUUUUAGAAGAUAACGAUUUAGAGGAAUAUAGCAGUAGGAAAGGGAAAAUUUUGUUCCCUUUCUUAAGCAUCGUACGUUUCGCAAACACGGAGUGUUCCACUACAGGCACCAUGAGAGGAACAUGCCUUGCUCGGAGAGAAUGUCACAACCUCAAUGGUACCAUCACGGGCAAUUGUGCUUCCAGAAGAGGCCGGUGCUGUGUUGUGACAAGAGGAUGCGGAUCCACCACCAACGUCAAUAAUACAUAUUUCACAAGUCCGGGAUAUCCCUCCGCUUAUGCAGGCGGAGCAGCUUGCAGUAUUACUGUGUACAGGUGUAAUAGCAACAUUUGUCAGCUCCGGAUUGAUUUUCUGGAUAUGGUGCUCGCUCAACCUGACGGCGACGGCAACUGCGCCACCGACUCGGUCACAGUGACGGGCGGGAACACGGUUGUGCCCACCAUUUGCGGGGACAACACAGGCCAGACCAUAUUCGUGGAUUUUAAUGGGAAUGCUGCAAUUACUAUAACCAUAACUGCAACCGCCUCCACUACAUUCGCAAGGAGGUGGAAUAUGAAACUUGUACAGCUUGGCUGCGAUUGCCCCGGUAUAGCUCCAAAUGGGUGCUUGCAGUACUACACCGGUACUUCAGGGACAAUAAAUAGCUUUAACUACGGAUCAGCCGCAAAUACGGUCCUCAGUUCGUCCCUGGUCACUGGCACUCGACAAAUGGCCAAUUUGAAUUAUGGAAUAUGCAUCCGAAUGGAGGCCGGUUAUUGUGGUAUUCAAUAUUCGCAGAGUGCCAACGACGUUUACUCGUUCACUAUAUCUGGCGACGUAGAAGGCGCGGACAACACAGUUCUCGGCACCUCACUGGGUGCGUCCAACGACGGUGCUUGCUCCACCGACUACGUGAUUAUACCAAACCCGACAGUGACAGCCACUGGCGUAGCAGUCGGCGCUGACCGCUUCUGUGGUAUCGGUUUCGUUUCCGUUCAAACGACAGCUAAACCGUUCGUAAUUUAUGUAGUGACGAAUGGGGACGAAGGAGCCACUGCCACGUCACCGCCAGACAUUGGAAACCGUGGCUUCUCUCUUGCAUAUUCAGAAAUCGCAUGUUAAGCCACAACUUUUCUGAACAUAAAUCAAUUUGCAUCAUAUUUACUAUUUAUAUUAAUUCAUUAUAAUUUAUUUUUUAAGAUUAUUAAUUGACAAUAUUUGUUAUAUUAAUUAUUAAUCUUUUCUAAAAAAAAUUUAAACGCUUCAUGAUCUUGCGUGACGUCGAUAAUAUUUUAAUUAUAUAGAAAUACUAGAAUCUAAUUAUCUUUAAAAAUUUUGCCAAUUUGAAAGGGCGACAUUAAUUAUUUAGUGCAUCGUAUAUAAAAUUUAUUAUUGUUACCUUUUCGAACUUGAAGGCUGUAUAAUUUGCUAUUCUAUAUACCUGUUGUAUCAUUUUGUAUAAAUAUAUUAAUUAAAAUACUUCCUAGUUAUCUACUACUACUUACCAGAGGGAGACUUUGUACAAAAGUCGAUUGCUUGGGUACCUCUGUCCCAUUCGUGUUUCAAACGUGAAGCAGUUGUGUUUGCAAGGCUGUGUUUCGGUUUGAAGGGUGGGAUAUGGCGUGAAUUUACUAAGUACAGAGGAAUAACACCUGAGUCCUCAGG